This is a messenger RNA of Dovyalis caffra, 1833 nucleotides long. Lineage: Eukaryota; Viridiplantae; Streptophyta; Magnoliopsida; Malpighiales; Salicaceae. The record is from the annotation of a GenBank genome assembly.
AUGUCCAAACAGACUUACAUGCUUUGCAUUGAACCUCGUGUCCGUACCGAUGUUGCAGCUUUGGUUGUUUUAUUAUCUCACGAGGAUCAAAUCAAUGAUGUGAUGUUGGGUCAACAGGGUGUUCUUGCAGGGUUACAACAAGGGUCAGUCAUCAUCCUGCGUUCAACUAUCCUGCUGUCACGUAUCCGGAAUCUGGAGAAACGUCUCACUGAGGGCAGGGUGAGAGCAUAUUUAAUAGAUGCAUAUGUCUCCAGGGGAAUGUCUGAAGUUUUAAAUGGAAGAAUCAUGAUUGCUUGCUCAGGAAGUUCUAAGGCCAUUGCAAAGGCACAACCAGCUCUUUCUGAUGAAAUUCAUUUUAUGAACUGCAGUUGUUUUAUUGGGGCAUCGCAUCAGCUUCCUUUUUGGGAAGUUGGUGGUGGAAGUAAAACUAAAAUGGUGAAUGAGCUGCUUGAGGGCAUUCACCUUGUUGCUUCAGUGGAGGCUACUUCUCUUGCUGUUCAAGUUGGAAUUCAUCCAUGGAUAUUCUAUGACAUUGUUGCCAAUUCUUCAGGAAAUUCUUGGGUCUUCAAGACUUACGUACCCCAGUUUCUGAGAGGUAAUACCGAGACUAAUUCCCAUGGUACUUUGGUCCAAAAUCUGGGUAUGGUUUUGGAUAUGGCCAAAACACUUACAUUUCCUCUUCCACUUUUGGCUGUAGCUCAUGAACAGCUUAUUUUUGGCACUUCAUAUGGUCAGGGAGAUGAUAAUGAUGUCAAAUUGCUCCAGGUUUGCCAAAAGUUCCUUAGGGUAAAUAUUCAAGACGCAGCCAGUGCGGAAUCCUACUGCCCUGAGCAAUUGGCCGGCCAAUUUAAAGCGAAAUCUUCUUCUGUGAAGCGAGUUGGUUUCAUUGGCCUUGGGGCAAUGGGAUUUUUCAUGGCAACUCACCUGCUAAACUCAAAUUUCAGUGUCGUUGGUUAUGAUGUCUGCGAGCCAAUACUGACACGAUUUGCAGAUGCCGGAGGAUUGAUUGCCAACUCCUCAGCAGAAGCAUCCAAAGAUGUUGAUGUACUUGUAAUCAUGGUCGUAAAUGAAGAUCAAGUUGAGGAUGUUUUGUAUAGAGAUCUAGGCGCAGUUCAAGCCCUUCCGUCAGGAGCAUCUAUAGUCCUCUCUUCUACCCUGCCUCCUGGAUUUGUGAGUCAACUAGACCGACGCUUACAAAAUAAAGGCCAAGGUUUGAAAUUAGUGGAUACUCCUGUUUCUGGCGGUGUUAAGAAGGCUGCAAAUGGAACACUCACGAUCAUGGCUUCAGGUACUGAUGAAGCUCUUCAAUGCACUGCUUCAGUUCUCUCAGCGUUAAGUGAGAAGCUCUAUGUCAUCAAAGGAGGUUGUGGGGCUGGAAGUGGUGCAAAGAUGGUUAAUCAGUUACUUGCUGGAGUUCAUUUGACAUCAGCAGCUGAGGCAAUGGCAUUCGGAGCUCGAUUAGGUCUCAAUACAAGGAUGCUGUUCGAUUUCAUCAUGAACAAUAGAGGAGCAUCCUGUCUGAGCUUCAAACCGUUUACCCUUUACGCGGGAGUUGUAUGUCGCGAAUCCUCAUCCCGGAAAGUUCCUGUUCAUAUUACAGCUGUUGCACACCAACUUUUCCUGGCAGGCUCUGCUGCUGGCUGGGGUCGGCAAGACGAUGCUGCGGUGGUUAAGGUUUACCAGACAUUCACAGGUGUUAAAGUGAAAGGAAAACUUUGGGGGAAUCAUGAAAAACCUCCUCUGUAUACAACAUGUUCCUUUGCACCCCUUCGUUUCAAGAACCACUACACAUUUCAUCCUCAAGUUAUGGGAUUAAGGUUUUUGUCAGUCUAA